AUGGCGGUGGGGACGCGGGGGAAAAGAGACGUGUCGGUUUGCCUUUGCCGCUCUUCCUUCCUUCGAGGCCGAAUUUGGAUGAUGGCCCGUGCGGUGGGCGCUCCAAGAAACUUUAUUCGGAGAGCCCACGCGGAUGCGCGUAGGGUGUUGCGAGCCUACCAACAGAUCCGCCGCGAGAGCUGGAGUGAAAAAUCUCCUACUGGGUCUCCUAUUUCAGAAUCCGAAGCUAAUUUAGUUGGAUCCAUGUUAAUGCUUGGGAAUUUUAUCGGGACGCCUUUCAGUGCAUGGGUGUCUGACAGGAUAGGAAAGAAGAAGACUAGUGUUUUAUGUGCAUUGGGAUUAGCGAUAUCUUGGGUCUUAAUAACAACAGCCAGAAACGUACUCCUUAUUAUAAUAGGCAGAAUGAUCCUCGGACUUGUAACAGGGAUCCAAGCAGUCAUCUGCUUUCCUUUCGUUGCAGAAAUCAGCCAGGAUUCUUAUAGAGGAACUUUAAGUUCUAUAAUCCUUGUAACAUAUACCUUCGGCCUCUUAUUUGCAUAUCUGAUCGGAUGGUUUUGUAGUUAUGACAUGGUGAAUUACAUUAAUUUGGCUUUGAGUGUAUUAUUCGUCGUGCUUUCGUUUUAUCUGAAGGAGACUCCAGCAUUUUUGAUUGCCAAUAGGCGAGAAAAGGAAGCAUUAAAAUCGUUACAAUUCUACCGGGGAGCAUCAAAAGCUACCCCAAAGAUUUUAAAAGAAAUGACACAAUUGAGUCAGCAGAGUGAAUGUGAAAACAAAGCCUCAGUCGCUGAUAAUUUAUUAGACCCUAGAGCUGAAAAGGAAUUGUUAAACCACACGAAGGUGGGGUCUAAUAGUGAAAUAAGUACAUGGAAAAUGCUUUGUUCAUCAAAAUCAGCACAACGAGCACUUUUUAUUGUAUCACUCCACAUGCUACUACUAGUACUAUGUGGAACAAUCGUAAUGACAACUUAUGCUAGUCAGUUGUUUGAAGCCGCAGCGCCAAACCUUUCUAAAGAACUUUGCGCUGUAAUAUUGUCCACGACCUUCUUUGUGAGCAGCGUUUUGUCCUUAGUGAUUUGCGAUUUGGUUGGCAGACGGGUUCUAAUGAUAUCAUCGACGGUAUUAUCUGGGAUAUUUCUCGCUCUCCUGGCAUCACUCCUUCGUUGGUCCUGGGCUCCUGAAUGGACUAUACCCGCAAUGGUUCUGGGUUAUAGUUGCGUCUUCCAAUUAGGUGCUGCGUCUGUGCCUUUUCUCCAGAUCUCUGAAUGCUUUGCUCAUGAGCUCAAGAACCUCGCUUCUACUGUUGUCAACUCUGUAUUGUGUCUAGCCAACUUCAUUGUUAUAGCAUUAUUUCCACUUGCAGUAGAACGCUUAGGACUCGAUGGAUUAUUCUCAGUAUUCUCCUUCGUGUGUAUUUUAUUAACUGUAAGUUCAUAUUUUCUUAUGAGAGAAACAAGAGGCAGAUCAGUUGAUGAAAUCCAAAAAAUGUUUACCUAUGGACUUUUGUAUCGGAAGGAAUAA
This is a messenger RNA of Hyposmocoma kahamanoa, 1518 nucleotides long. Its product is annotated as facilitated trehalose transporter Tret1-like. Gene Ontology annotation, biological process: transmembrane transport. The record is from RefSeq and is a predicted model, not a curated record. Bases 1 to 1518 code for a protein of 505 amino acids. Gene Ontology annotation, molecular function: transmembrane transporter activity. Lineage: Eukaryota; Metazoa; Arthropoda; Insecta; Lepidoptera; Cosmopterigidae. Gene Ontology annotation, cellular component: membrane. The transcript has 7 exons.